Leopardus geoffroyi (Geoffroy's cat) is the source of this 5507-nucleotide messenger RNA. RefSeq names its product phospholipase C beta 4 (gene PLCB4). The record is from RefSeq and is a predicted model, not a curated record. Lineage: Eukaryota; Metazoa; Chordata; Mammalia; Carnivora; Felidae. Gene Ontology annotation, molecular function: phosphatidylinositol-4,5-bisphosphate phospholipase C activity; calcium ion binding. The transcript has 43 exons. Gene Ontology annotation, biological process: phosphatidylinositol-mediated signaling; lipid metabolic process. Bases 386 to 4063 code for a protein of 1225 amino acids.
CAGGGCCCGGGGCCGGGGACACGCCGAGCCCCGCGGGCGGGCGGGCGGAGCGGGCCGGCGCUACCCCUCGGGUUCGGCUAGGAGCGCCCGCGGAGACCCCCCGCCCUCGGCAGAGGAAGAGAUGGUUACUGUAUGAUACGGAAUCGUGAAAUGUGAUCUUUCUUGAAAAGACUGGAGACCCUCUGAGGGCAAGGACUGUGUGUGCUCGAUUCCGUCUGGCCCCGUGUGUAAUGCCUUGCUGUAUUUGAGGACGGCGCUGUGAGUUGAACUAAGUGGACAUCACUUGCAGUCCCUUCCACAUCUGCCUGGAGUUUCAUCUCUGUCCUUAGUUUAAGCAUUUGAAGAGUGGAGAUGGAACAGUUUUGAACAUGUCUUGAAUAUAAUCAUGGCCAAACCUUAUGAAUUUAACUGGCAAAAGGAAGUUCCUUCCUUUUUGCAAGAAGGAGCCGUUUUUGACAGAUAUGAAGAGGAAUCCUUUGUGUUUGAACCCAACUGCCUCUUCAAAGUGGAUGAAUUUGGCUUCUUUCUGACCUGGAGAAGUGAAGGCAAGGAAGGACAAGUUCUAGAAUGCUCCCUCAUCAACAGUAUUCGAUUGGGAGCCACCCCAAAGGAUCCCAAAAUCCUGGCUGCUCUUGAAGCUGUUGGAAAGUCAGAGAAUGAUCUGGAAGGGCGAAUAGUUUGUGUCUGCAGUGGCACAGAUCUGGUGAACAUCAGUUUCACAUACAUGGUGGCCGAAAAUCCGGAAGUAACUAAGCAAUGGGUAGAAGGACUGAGAUCAAUCAUACACAACUUCAGGGCCAACAAUGUCAGUCCAAUGACCUGCCUCAAAAAACACUGGAUGAAAUUGGCGUUUAUGACCAACACGAAUGGUAAAAUUCCAGUUAGGAGUAUUACUAGAACCUUUGCAUCGGGGAAAACAGAAAAGGUGAUCUUUCAAGCACUCAAGGAGUUAGGUCUUCCCAGUGGAAAGAAUGAUGAAAUCGAGCCAGCAGCAUUUACUUAUGAAAAGUUCUAUGAACUGACACAAAAGAUUUGUCCUCGAACAGAUAUAGAGGAUCUUUUUAAAAAAAUCAAUGGAGACAAAACUGAUUAUUUAACGGUAGACCAAUUAGUGAGCUUUCUAAAUGAACAUCAGCGAGACCCUCGACUGAAUGAAAUUUUGUUCCCAUUUUAUGAUGCUAAAAGGGCAAUGCAGAUCAUCGAGAUGUAUGAGCCUGAUGAAGAUUUGAAGAAAAAAGGUCUCAUAUCAAGCGAUGGGUUUUGCAGAUAUCUGAUGUCAGAUGAAAAUGCCCCUGUCUUCCUGGAUCGUUUAGAACUUUACCAAGAAAUGGACCAUCCUCUGGCCCACUACUUCAUCAGUUCUUCCCAUAACACCUAUCUCACUGGCCGACAGUUUGGUGGAAAGUCUUCCGUAGAAAUGUACAGACAGGUUCUCCUGGCUGGUUGCAGGUGUGUUGAACUUGACUGUUGGGAUGGAAAAGGUGAAGACCAGGAACCAAUAAUAACUCAUGGAAAAGCAAUGUGUACGGAUAUCCUUUUUAAGGAUGUUAUUCAAGCCAUCAAGGAAACUGCGUUUGUCACAUCCGAAUAUCCUGUAAUUCUCUCCUUUGAAAAUCACUGCAGCAAAUAUCAACAGUACAAGAUGUCCAAAUAUUGCGAAGAUCUAUUUGGGGAUCUCCUGUUGAAACAAGCACUUGAAUCACAUCCACUUGAACCAGGCAGGCCCUUACCAUCCCCCAAUGACCUCAAAAGAAAAAUACUCAUCAAAAAUAAACGGCUGAAACCUGAGGUCGAAAAAAAACAGCUUGAAGCUUUGAAAAGCAUGAUGGAAGCUGGAGAAUCUGCUGCCCCAGUUAACAUCUUAGAGGAUGAUAAUGAAGAGGAAAUAGAGAGUGCUGACCAAGAGGAGGAAGCUCACCCUGAAUACAAAUUUGGAAGUGAACUUUCUGCUGAUGACUUGGGUCACAAGGAGGCUGUGGCAAAUAGUGUCAAGAAGGCUUCAGAUGACCUUGAACAUGAAAUCAACAAAAAGGGCCUGGUUACUGUAGAAGAUGAACAGGCAUGGAUGGCAUCUUAUAAAUAUGUAGGUGCUACCACUAAUAUCCAUCCAUAUUUGUCUACAAUGAUCAACUAUGCACAGCCCGUAAAAUUUCAAGGUUUCCAUGUGGCUGAAGAGCGCAAUAUUCAUUAUAACAUGUCUUCUUUUAAUGAGUCCGUUGGUCUAGGCUACUUGAAGACACACGCGAUUGAAUUUGUGAAUUACAACAAACGGCAAAUGAGCCGCAUUUACCCCAAGGGAGGCCGGGUCGAUUCCAGUAAUUACAUGCCUCAGAUUUUCUGGAACGCUGGCUGCCAGAUGGUUUCGCUCAACUAUCAGACCCCAGAUUUAGCGAUGCAAUUGAAUCAGGGAAAAUUUGAGUAUAAUGGAUCAUGUGGGUACCUUCUCAAACCAGAUUUCAUGAGACGGCCCGAUCGAACAUUUGAUCCCUUCUCUGAAACUCCUGUCGACGGGGUUAUCGCAGCCACUUGCUCAGUGCAGGUCAUAUCAGGUCAGUUUUUAUCAGAUAAGAAAAUUGGUACAUAUGUAGAAGUGGAUAUGUAUGGUUUACCCACUGACACCAUACGUAAGGAAUUCCGAACUCGCAUGGUGAUGAACAAUGGACUCAAUCCAGUUUACAAUGAAGAAUCAUUUGUGUUUCGGAAGGUGAUCCUCCCUGACCUGGCAGUCUUGAGAAUAGCUGUGUAUGACGACAACAAUAGGCUGAUAGGCCAGAGGAUUCUUCCGCUGGAUGGCCUCCAAGCAGGUUAUCGACACAUUUCUCUUCGAAAUGAGGGAAAUAAACCAUUAUCACUGCCAACAAUUUUCUGCAAUAUUGUUCUUAAAACAUAUGUGCCUGAUGGAUUUGGAGAUAUUGUGGAUGCUUUAUCAGAUCCAAAGAAAUUUCUUUCCAUUACGGAAAAGAGAGCAGACCAAAUGAGAGCUAUGGGCAUUGAAACUAGUGACAUAGCAGAUGUGCCCAGUGAUACUUCUAAGAAUGACAAGAAAGGAAAGGCCAACACUGCCAAAGCAAACGUGACCCCGCAGAGCAGCUCUGAGCUCAGACCAACCACCACCGCGGCCCUAGGGUCUGGAGUGGAAGCCAAGAAAGGUAUCGAACUUAUCCCUCAAGUGAGGAUAGAAGAUUUAAAGCAGAUGAAGGCUUACUUGAAGCAUUUAAAGAAACAACAGAAGGAGCUAAAUUCUUUAAAGAAGAAACAUGCUAAGGAGCACAGCACCAUGCAGAAGCUGCAUUGCACACAAGUUGACAAAAUUGUGGCACAGUAUGACAAAGAGAAGUCGACGCAUGAGAAAAUCCUAGAGAAGGCAAUGAAGAAGAAGGGGGGAAGUAAUUGUCUCGAAAUGAAAAAAGAAACAGAAAUUAAAAUUCAGACACUGACAUCAGAUCACAAAUCUAAGGUCAAGGAGAUAGUGGCCCAGCACACAAAGGAGUGGUCAGAAAUGAUUAACACCCACAGUGCUGAGGAACAAGAAAUCCGGGACCUGCACCUCAGCCAGCAGUGCGAGCUCCUGAGAAAGCUACUGAUCAACGCCCACGAGCAGCAAACCCAGCAGCUAAAACUGUCCCAUGACAGGGAAAGCAAGGAAAUGCGAGCACACCAGGCUAAGAUUUCUAUGGAAAAUAGCAAAGCCAUCAGCCAAGAUAAAUCUAUCAAGAAUAAAGCAGAACGGGAAAGGAGAGUCAGGGAGUUAAAUAGCAGCAACACCAAAAAGUUUCUGGAAGAAAGAAAGAGACUCGCCAUGAAACAGUCCAAAGAAAUGGAUCAGUUGAAAAAAGUCCAGCUUGAACACCUGGAGUUCCUAGAGAAACAGAAUGAGCAGGGCUUACUAGCGGGACCCAAGGAAAGGAGCUGCCCAAAACUCUACAAACCACCUAACCUAUUGAAAUCCUGCCAUGCAGUGUCCCAAACGCAAGGCGAAGGAGAUGCAGCAGAUGGUGAAGUUGGAAGCCGAGAUGGACCGCAGACCAGCAACAGUAGUGUGAAACUCCAGAACGCAAACUGAAGCCCCAAAACCACACAGCAUCAAAAGAUCACCCCAAAGCUUCCCAACACAGAGUUCACGCAAGAAGGCUGCUGUCUGUGGGUUUCCUUUACGCCCAGCCAAGAUGUUACCUGAAACCACCAAGACUUACAUAUUUCUAUUUAACAUUUUGAGUAUUGGAUCUCCUUGGCCAACCAUAAGUAGCUCCCAACCCACCCAAAUUACUAGCCCAAUAAGGCAGAGUUUCACUCUUGAUAUUACAACUUAAACAUGUUUGCUAUAAAAUACCAUCACAAGUGAAUGAGCUUGGUGUCCACAACUCUGCUCUGUGAUGCAUUAGGACAUGUUUGAGCUGCAGCAAAAAUAGUGCAUUAGUGAUUGAAUAUCAAGUGCAUGCACUAGGGGGAAAAAAAACCAACUCUGUCUACAAAUUCAUCAGCAGAAGUGGCAGUCUGCUAGACAAAUUUUGCAGAAUUUUUCUACAUCUGAGUUACCUCAUCAGUAAGUGCCAUGUCUCUGCCAUGCCGUAAGAAGCUAAGUUCCUGUAAAAGUUGUGGAAAUUAUUAGAAUAAAAAACAGUAGAACAGUGUACCUGUGCCAAAACUCAUCAGUGCUCAAGGGAGAACUCUGUUAGGCACAUGUUAAGAAAGUUUACAUCUGAUAUUGCUUUAUAGGAAUUGCUUCUGCCGAUUCCAGACAUUAUAAUACACUAUUACACCAUAAAGAUCGUGAAGUGGUAAUUGGCAAACGUUUGUAAAUGUGACCAUGUAUAAAAUAUUUAUACUCCUACUUCACACUGUUAGAGCAAAAUCAUCUACGUAUUGCCACAUGAUGAGAUUAGUAAACAGGAAUACCAGAACUAUGUUUGCAUGAUACACAAGCACCAGUUAAGACUAAUCCAUACAGAUACAGUUAACCUAAUGCCAAAUAAAUACUGGUUUAAUAAAAUGUAUGGCACAGAAUAUAAUUUGACUAUGAAGACUUUAAGCAUAAUGAAAAAGUCUAUAUAUAUGUGUAUAUGAAUUAUGUGGGCAUUCUUGAUACUUCAAGUUCUAGUUUCAAAAAAAUACAUAACUAAUUUAAUUUUACACAAAAAUAUUUAUGCAGAUUUUCAGAAUUUCAUAUCAGGAAAUAACCUUUUUACGUCUGUUAAAUAUCAAAACAAUUUGCUACAGUGUUAAUCUGCAUGGUCUUUAAGCCUGCCAUAGUUGUGUUGCAGACAGUGCAUGAAAAAGUAUUCUGCGGGGAAUCAAGCCAUGCCGCCCAAGCCGGGAGGAGCGCAUGGAAACUUGGUAGUCUAGAACUAAUCAGAUUACUGAUUUUAGGACACAAAACACCAACUGAAUUGUUGUAUAUGCUUGUACAAAUUGAUUCUGUGUGUUCCCCUGAACAAAGCAGAGAAAAUGAUGUUACCAUCAAUAUUGAAAUUAAACUUCCAACUUCUCUAAUAAAAAAUGAAAACACA